This is a messenger RNA of Nematostella vectensis (starlet sea anemone), 2463 nucleotides long. RefSeq lists its product as uncharacterized. The transcript is spliced from 2 exons. The record is from RefSeq and is a predicted model, not a curated record. The coding region runs from base 189 to 1331 and encodes 380 amino acids. NCBI's taxonomy places the organism in Eukaryota, Metazoa, Cnidaria, Anthozoa, Actiniaria, Edwardsiidae.
AAUUACCUUUGUAACUCGAUCGAGCAUUUGCUCGUUAUUGGCGUGCUUGGGAUUAUAUCUAUAGACGACGGUAAAGAGACGCGCAAAACAACGAACGCGCGACGCAAAUGGCCAUCGCAAACUUGUGGGAUUUUUUGGUGAGGGCCAUACUUCAGAAGAGAUAAAGAUUACAAAAAAAACAACUGCGUAUGCCAUCGAUAUUCCCUUCUCGGAGCAAAAUGGGUCACGUCACUGCUUGCUUGUUGUUGCUCGCAGUCUUUCAAGCUUGCAAUCCUUACGUUUGGCAAACUGCAAGAGACGAAAACAAGUUCCUGCGCAUAUUCUAUCAAGAAUUGAGGAAGAUUCCACCUCGAAGAGUCACCGCACAGAAGAUCGCGACAUACUUCUUAGAUCGCGACGACGUCCACAUUGCGAGCAUUCACCGCGGUCGAUACGCCAACUUGGGGUACCUCUACAACCCGAUGAAUUACCCAUUACGACAGGCUUCUAGCAACAUAAAAGUUCCCUAUGCUUUCCGGAAUGACCACUACAACCCGCUGAGAUCGCGAAUACACCACAAUGUUCACCCUUAUUCAGAUGACUACUACAACCAGUUACGAUCCUGGAUGCGGUACACACGUAACUUGCGCGAUCCUGACAUCAACCCUGACGACCAGUACAACAUACCACGACGAUCGCGUCUACGUCGCGCUACUAAGCGGAAAUACUUUUACGAUGUUGCGUUUCUCCUUGAUACGUCAACCUCGGUGCGUAGACGAAACUUCGAGCUGGCCAAACGCGCCUUGAUAGAAAUUACCGACCGAGGGAUGAAGAAUACUUCAUACGCAGCGAUAACCUACUCCAAGUACGCCAAACUUGAAUUUAACUUUACGCGAUAUCCGGACGCAAAGGAUAAACUCUUGAACAUCAAGUAUCGGCCUGGAAACACGAAUACACAGGAGGCACUGCACAUGGCCUUAAAGCAGUUAUUCGAGAACCCUGAAUCUAACGUUCGUAAUGAUAGCAGGCGAAGGGUUCUUCUAGUGACAGACGGGUUAUCUAAUGUGCGGAAGCAACUAACCCUCUUGCGCGCCUUUGAGUUAAAGGCGUCCGGGAUAGAAGUGUUUGUGGUGGCGGUAGGUCGGUAUAGGUACGGCAUGGAAGAGAUAGUCGGCAUGGCUAGUAGUACGCAGGCGCAUUUAUUCCGUGUCAGUAGCAUGAAUGGCUUGGUCAAGGUCAUUAAACUAAUACCAAUAGUACCCAAGAAAGCAAGAUCAUGGCUGACCAGCAUGCACUCCGAUAGUUUCCGGUACCAACAGCAGACGAGUAGGAACAAUAGGAGAUUGACUUAGGGACUGCCUACUGUUUUAAGGGCCAAAGCCAAGCGCGAGAACGAAAAGAUUGACAGUUUUAUAACCGAAUUCGUUGUUGUGCGUCCGCCGCGAAUUCAAAUCCAUUUCUCGUCCUGGGAAAAGCGCGUAGUCAAUCAUACCACCGUGGCCAAUCAAUUCCCUUGCUAUGUGCAGUCAAAUGGUUUAUGAUGAGCCAGUGAAAGCCAUCGGUUGGUUUAGACGGUUGAUUUUACUAUGCGCCAUUUCCAAAGGAAAUAAACAAUAAAUUCGGCUGUAAUGCAUUCGCGCACUGUCGAUGCCCUCCAUCUGUUAUGAGGUUUUGAUAAGAACAACGGCAAUCAAGUCGGCAGAAACAAUUGAUGGAUGGCGACUUGCACUAACAGAUCGAAUAAUUGUGUGGGUGGCAAAUUCGCGCGCGCACAGGCCCUCAUAGGCAAAAUAACAACAACAACAACAAAAACAAUUUUGCGCUUACGUCUUUGUCAGAAAGGGCUUAUUUUAAUUUAAAGAUUUUUUUGACGGGCGUUGUCAUUUUUGUGUUUAUUCCGGCUUGAAUGUGCCAACCAAAAGGUCGCGUGAUCAGUUAGGGAUGUCGUCUAUUGGAGAGGCGACACGUCGUAUUUAAUCACAAAAUAGUUAACUAAUUUCUCCAAAGCCAUAUUUCAUAUUCCAAGUAUAAAGCUCAAACUUAAUUGAGGCUGAUUACAACAAUCGUACAUAGAGCAAAGGUUUCUGGACACGACACGUCAUGUUAUCAGAUCGGGCGUGGUCAAUAGCAUUUUAACUCUCUUCUUUAAAUAGAUAGCACGUUGGCUCCUUGGAUAGCCAAGAAAGGUAGCUGUUAGAAUGAUAUAAGUCUUGUCUGCCGUCCAUAAAAACUCCGGAAUAGUAUUCCAGCAAAAGUAUAUCUGUGAGAAAUAUUGAAUAUUAUAAUUGGUUAUGCAAAAAAAAAAACAUGAAGGCUUUGGUCACAACUGUAGAUGCAACUUUUAGCACUAUUUCCAAAAUAUAAUAGGAAUGAGGGGUUGCAAGAUUAGCAAAUAGUGAAUUGAGGAGGUCGCACAUUUGUAAGAUAUUAGUACGUCAAGGUCACAUAUCAAGGGAGAAAAAAUAAAAUGUUUAAUGCUUGGAA